Messenger RNA from Arabidopsis lyrata subsp. lyrata, 947 nucleotides. RefSeq lists its product as uncharacterized. The record is from RefSeq and is a predicted model, not a curated record. The transcript has a single exon. Bases 361 to 813 code for a protein of 150 amino acids. Lineage: Eukaryota; Viridiplantae; Streptophyta; Magnoliopsida; Brassicales; Brassicaceae.
UAUUUUCAGUAUAAAGAUAACAAUCAUUUUCUUAAGUUUGUCAAAAAAAAAAAAAAACAAUCAUUUUCUAAAUUAUGUUCCUUAAUUGAUCCAAUCACUUAAUAAUUUUAUUGACGUAAAAAGAAAAAAGAAAAACAAUAAUUAGACUCAUUUUAUAAGUGGUCCUUUACACGUCAGAGGUGCGUCUUCUACGAAAAGCCCUGUCAACAUAGCGAAACCUUAAUGACCUUUCUUUGGUUAUACCGACGUUGAAGCACACGUGGCAAUAUUUCACACGUGCGCUUGCGUGUGUAAUACAUAUAUAUCCCACACACACAUAAACCUCUUUGAGAGUAAUCAAAGCGAAAAAAAAGAAGAAAAAUGGAAUGCAGAAAGCACAACCACCAAAGCAACAGAGGAGUUUGUCCUUGUUGUUUAAGAGAUAAACUCUCUCGAUUACCUAAUACUACGUCGUAUUACAUCAUUCACCGAUCUUCUUCUUCCUCCACCACCGUUUCGUCUUCUCCGUCGUCUCCGGCGGUGAAGGAUCAUCGGAGAGCUGGUUCGAUGUCCAUGUCUUUCGCUGUGAGGGAAGCGUUGAGUGGUAAUCUGAUUGAAGCUUUUGGUGGAGGAUUGAAGAAAAGCAGAUCUAUGGCUCAUGUUCCCAAGGAUUAUAUUGUUAGGGAUUCGACGAAGAAGAAGACGGAGAAAUUGAAAUCUACGUCGGUGAAGAAGAAGACUGGGUUUUGGACUAAGUUGCUUCAUCUGAAAGGGAAAGGCGGUGGCGCCGUCGACGUCGGAGGGUUUGUUUCUUCACGGCAACGAGUUUAUUAAACGACCAACUUUAGUUUUUUCCUGAAACGUUUAUUUUUGAUGUGUACAGUUACAGAUAAAGAAAGUUAAAUGGUGGAAAAUAAUGAAAGUCAUUUCUGAUUAAUGAAAAUAGAGAUUAGUAUUGGCCAAAAAAA